Messenger RNA from Equus quagga, 10088 nucleotides. RefSeq names its product kinesin family member 1B (gene KIF1B). The coding region runs from base 459 to 5663 and encodes 1734 amino acids. The record is from RefSeq and is a predicted model, not a curated record. The transcript is spliced from 49 exons. Lineage: Eukaryota; Metazoa; Chordata; Mammalia; Perissodactyla; Equidae. Gene Ontology annotation, biological process: microtubule-based movement. Gene Ontology annotation, molecular function: microtubule motor activity; ATP binding; microtubule binding.
CGGUGUCCGGCGCCGGCGGCUGCGGGAGGAGCUUCGCGAGGACCGACUCGGGGCGGUCAGACGGCGACGGUCCUGGGAGGCGCCAGCGCGAGUCCGAGCUGCUCCCCGCCCGCCGCAGCUGCCAUCGCCGGCCCGUCGGCGCGCCCCGGCCUCCCGCGCUCGCGCCCUCCGCCCGCCGCGGCCUUCGAUGCGGGGCCGGGCCGCUGCGUGAUGGGACUGCGGAGCGGCGUCCUGCGGCUCGCGGCGGCCGCUGCUCACGCGGAGGAGCGUCGGUGCCGGGCCCCCCACACCCCCGCGCGCCGCGGCGCCUGCUGACCCGACCCGCCGGCCGGUGGUCCGCAGCGCGGCUGAGAUCGAUUGGGAAAAACAGCAAGAAAGACACGGAAACUUGAACGUAACUUAAAAAGAAGUUUUGAUUCUUUAUUUCUGGACUACGUAUAUAUAGCAAGACCAUCAGAAUGUCGGGAGCCUCAGUGAAGGUGGCUGUUCGCGUGCGGCCCUUCAAUUCUCGAGAGACCAGCAAAGAGUCCAAGUGCAUCAUUCAGAUGCAGGGCAACUCAACCAGUAUUAUUAACCCAAAAAACCCAAAGGAAGCUCCAAAGUCCUUCAGCUUCGACUAUUCCUACUGGUCUCACACUUCGCCCGAAGAUCCCUGUUUUGCAUCUCAAAACCGUGUGUACAAUGAUAUUGGAAAGGAAAUGCUCUUACAUGCCUUUGAGGGAUAUAAUGUCUGUAUUUUUGCCUAUGGGCAGACUGGUGCUGGGAAGUCUUAUACAAUGAUGGGUAAACAAGAAGAAAGCCAGGCUGGCAUCAUUCCACAGUUAUGUGAAGAACUAUUUGAGAAAAUCAAUGACAACUGUAAUGAAGAAAUGUCUUAUUCUGUAGAGGUGAGCUACAUGGAAAUUUACUGUGAAAGAGUACGAGAUUUGCUGAAUCCAAAAAACAAGGGUAAUUUGCGUGUGCGUGAACACCCCCUUCUUGGCCCCUAUGUGGAGGAUCUGUCAAAGUUGGCAGUCACUUCCUACACAGACAUUGCUGACCUCAUGGAUGCUGGGAACAAAGCCAGGACAGUGGCAGCUACCAACAUGAAUGAAACAAGUAGCCGUUCUCAUGCUGUGUUUACCAUUGUUUUCACCCAGAAGAAACAUGACACUGAGACCAACCUUUCCACUGAGAAGGUUAGUAAAAUCAGUUUGGUGGAUCUAGCGGGAAGUGAACGAGCUGAUUCAACUGGUGCCAAAGGGACUCGAUUAAAGGAAGGAGCAAAUAUUAAUAAGUCUCUUACAACUCUGGGAAAAGUCAUUUCAGCCUUGGCAGAGGUGGAUAACUGCACCAGCAAGAGUAAGAAGAAGAAGAAAACUGAUUUUAUUCCCUACAGGGAUUCUGUACUUACUUGGCUCCUUCGAGAAAAUCUAGGUGGCAAUUCUCGGACUGCAAUGGUUGCUGCUCUGAGCCCAGCAGAUAUCAACUAUGAUGAAACUUUAAGCACUCUGAGAUAUGCAGAUCGUGCAAAACAAAUUAAAUGCAAUGCUGUUAUCAAUGAGGACCCCAAUGCCAAACUGGUUCGUGAAUUAAAGGAGGAGGUGACACGGCUGAAGGACCUUCUUCGUGCUCAAGGGCUAGGAGAUAUUAUUGAUAUUGAUCCAUUGAUCGAUGAUUACUCUGGAAGUGGAGGCAAAUAUCUGAAAGAUUUUCAGAACAAUAAGCAUAGGUACUUGCUAGCCUCUGAGAAUCAACGCCCUGGCAAUUUUUCCACAGCAUCCAUGGGGUCCCUUACUUCAUCUCCAUCUUCCUGCUCACUCAAUAGUCAAGUGGGCUUAACAUCUGUGACCAGUAUUCAGGAGAGGAUCAUGUCUACACCUGGAGGAGAGGAAGCCAUCGAACGUCUAAAGGAAUCUGAGAAGAUCAUUGCUGAGUUGAAUGAAACCUGGGAAGAGAAGUUGCGUAAAACAGAGGCUAUCAGAAUGGAGAGAGAGGCCUUGUUGGCUGAGAUGGGAGUCGCCAUUCGGGAAGAUGGAGGAACGCUGGGGGUUUUUUCACCUAAAAAGACCCCACAUCUUGUUAACCUCAAUGAGGACCCACUUAUGUCCGAGUGCCUGCUUUAUUACAUCAAAGAUGGAAUUACAAGGGUUGGCCAAGCAGAUGCUGAGCGGCGCCAGGACAUCGUGCUGAGUGGGGCUCACAUUAAAGAAGAGCAUUGUAUCUUUCGGAGUGAGAGAAACAACAGUGGCGACGUUAUCGUGACCCUAGAGCCUUGUGAACGCUCAGAAACCUACGUAAAUGGCAAGAGAGUGGCCCAGCCUGUUCAGCUACGCUCAGGAAACCGUAUCAUCAUGGGUAAAAACCAUGUGUUUCGUUUUAACCAUCCGGAGCAAGCACGGGCUGAGCGGGAGAAGACUCCUUCCGCUGAGACCCCCUCUGAGCCUGUGGACUGGACAUUUGCCCAGAGAGAGCUUCUGGAAAAACAAGGAAUUGAUAUGAAACAAGAGAUGGAGAAAAGGCUACAGGAAAUGGAGAUUCUGUACAAAAAGGAGAAGGAAGAAGCAGAUCUUCUCUUGGAGCAGCAGAGACUGGACUAUGAAAGUAAAUUGCAGGCCUUGCAGAAGCAGGUUGAGACCCGAUCCCUAGCUGCAGAAACAACUGAAGAGGAAGAAGAGGAGGAGGAAGAAGUUCCUUGGACACAACAUGAAUUUGAGCUGGCUCAGUGGGCCUUCCGGAAAUGGAAGUCGCACCAGUUUACUUCAUUAAGGGACUUACUCUGGGGCAAUGCCGUUUACCUGAAGGAGGCCAAUGCCAUCAGUGUGGAAUUGAAGAAGAAGGUACAGUUUCAGUUUGUUCUGCUGACUGACACGUUGUACUCCCCUUUGCCUCCUGAAUUACUUCCCACUGAGAUGGAAAAAACUCACGAAGACAGGCCUUUCCCUCGUACGGUGGUGGCAGUAGAAGUCCAGGAUCUGAAGAACGGAGCAACACAUUAUUGGUCUUUGGAGAAACUCAAGCAGAGGCUGGAUUUGAUGCGAGAGAUGUAUGACAGGGCAGGUGAGAUGGCCUCCAGUGCCCAAGACGAAAGCGAAACCACUAUGACUGGCAGUGAUCCAUUUUAUGAUCGGUUCCAUUGGUUCAAACUUGUAGGAAGGGCAUUUGUUUACCUGAGCAACCUGCUGUACCCUGUGCCCCUGAUUCACAGGGUGGCCAUUGUCAGCGAGAAGGGCGAAGUGCGGGGAUUUCUUCGCGUGGCUGUACAAGCCAUUGCAGCGGAUGAAGAAGCUCCUGAUUAUGGCUCUGGAAUUCGACAGUCGGGAACAGCUAAAAUAUCUUUUGAUAACGAGUACUUUAAUCAGAGUGACUUUUCUUCAGUUGCAAUGACUCGUUCUGGUCUCUCCUUGGAGGAGCUGAGGAUUGUGGAAGGACAGGGUCAGAGUUCUGAAGUCAUCACUCCUCCAGAAGAAAUCAACCGAAUGAAUGACUUGGAUUUGAAGUCAAGCACUUUGCUGGAUGGUAAGAUGGUAAUGGAAGGGUUUUCUGAAGAGAUUGGCAACCACCUGAAACUGGGCAGUGCCUUCACUUUCCGUGUAACAGUGUUGCAGGCCAGUGGAAUCCUCCCAGAGUAUGCAGAUAUCUUCUGUCAGUUCAACUUUUUGCAUCGCCAUGAUGAAGCAUUCUCCACUGAACCCCUCAAAAACAAUGGCAGAGGAAGUCCUCUGGGCUUUUAUCAUGUGCAGAAUAUUGCAGUGGAGGUCACUGAAUCAUUUGUGGAAUACAUCAAAACUAAGCCAAUAGUAUUUGAAGUCUUUGGGCAUUAUCAGCAGCACCCACUUCACCUGCAAGGACAGGAGCUUAACAGUCCACCUCAGCCAUCUCGACGAUUCUUCCCUCCGCCCAUGCCACUCUCCAAGCCAGUUCCAGCCACCAAGUUAAACACCAUGAGCAAAACCAGCCUUGGCCAGAGCAUGAGCAAGUAUGAUCUUCUGGUUUGGUUUGAGAUCAGUGAACUGGAGCCUACAGGAGAGUAUAUCCCAGCUGUGGUUGACCAUACAGCAGGCCUGCCCUGCCAGGGGACAUUUUUGCUUCACCAGGGCAUCCAGCGAAGGAUCACAGUGACCAUUAUCCAUGAGAAGGGGAGUGAGCUCCAUUGGAAAGAUGUUCGCGAGCUGGUGGUAGGCCGUAUUAGGAAUAAGGCUGAGGUGGAUGAAGCUGCAGUUGAUGCCAUCCUUUCCCUAAAUAUCGUCUCUGCCAAGUACCUGAAGUCUUCCCACAGCUCUAGCAGGACCUUCUACCGUUUCGAGGCUGUGUGGGACAGCUCCCUCCAUAACUCUCUCCUUCUGAACCGAGUGACACCCUAUGGGGAAAAGAUCUACAUGACCUUAUCGGCCUACCUAGAGCUGGAUCAUUGCAUCCAGCCAGCUGUCAUCACCAAGGAUGUGUGCAUGGUCUUCUAUUCCCGGGAUGCCAAGAUCUCACCGCCACGCUCUCUGCGCAGCCUCUUUGGCAGUGGCUACUCCAAGUCACCAGACUCCAAUCGCGUCACUGGAAUUUAUGAACUCAGUUUAUGCAAAAUGGCAGACACAGGUAGUCCAGGCAUGCAGAGGAGGAGAAGAAAAAUCUUGGAUACAUCAGUGGCGUAUGUGCGGGGAGAAGAGAACUUAGCAGGCUGGCGGCCGCGUGGAGACAGCCUCAUCCUUGAGCACCAGUGGGAGUUAGAGAAGCUGGAGCUCCUCCACGAGGUGGAGAAAACCCGCCAUUUCCUGCUGCUGCGUGAGAGACUUGGUGACAGCAUUCCCAAAUCCCUGAGUGACUCAUUGUCCCCCAGCCUCAGCAGUGGGACCCUGAGCACCUCCACCAGCAUCUCCUCUCAGAUUUCAACCACGACCUUUGAAAGUGCCAUCACACCCAGUGAGAGCAGUGGCUAUGACUCAGCAGACAUUGAAAGCCUAGUGGAUCGAGAGAAAGAGCUGGCUACCAAGUGCCUGCAACUUCUCACCCACACUUUCAACCGAGAAUUCAGCCAGGUGCACGGCAGCAUCAGUGACUGUAAGUUGUCUGAUAUCUCUCCAAUUGGACGGGAUCCUUCUGUGUCCAGUUUCAGCAGUGCUACCCUCACUCCCUCUUCCACCUGCCCUUCUCUGGUAGACUCUAGGAGCAACUCUUUGGAUCAGAAGACUCCAGAAGCCAAUUCCAGGGCCUCUAGUCCCUGCCCAGAAUUUGAACAGUUUCAGAUUGUUCCAACUGUGGAAACGCCCUAUUUGGCCCGAGCAGGAAAAAAUGAAUUUCUCAAUCUUGUUCCAGAUAUUGAAGAAAUUAGACCGGGCUCAGUGGUCUCUAAGAAAGGAUACCUGCAUUUCAAGGAGCCACUUUCUAGUAACUGGGCUAAACAUUUUGUCAUAGUCCGUCGCCCGUAUGUCUUCAUCUAUAACAGUGACAAAGACCCAGUGGAGCGUGGCAUCAUUAACCUGUCCACGGCACAGGUGGAAUACAGUGAGGACCAACAGGCCAUGGUGAAGACACCUAACACCUUUGCUGUGUGCACAAAGCACAGGGGAGUCCUUUUGCAGGCUCUCAAUGACAAAGACAUGAAUGACUGGUUAUAUGCCUUUAACCCACUCCUUGCUGGCACAAUACGGUCAAAGCUCUCCCGCAGAUGCCCCAGCCAACCGAAGUUCUAAGUGACUCUGCUGAGCGCCCUCACUCACCUUCCAAGAGAUAAAGAAAGUGUUACCUCUCAUUUCUCUUUGUGAUUCUUGACGGUUACUCUUGUAUGUAAUCCUGUGGCUUAACUACUCCCUUUGUCUCGCACUUUUUCUAGCUCUCCUGUUCCCCAUCUCCAUUGCUCUGUAUUCUUUUCUUUUUUCCUGUGCUGAGAAUCUUGUUAAAAGCAUGUGGCCUAACAAAAGGGGAAGAAACAAACAAACAAAAAUACAACCCAGAGGGGAUCCACUAAAUCUCCAAAUUAUCUUUUGGCGUAUUUGGCUUCCUUUUGUAUGAUAGGUCCCCAUUAUGACCACCUCUGAUGUCUGUACUGCUGUCUUUGGAUAUCUUUGUCUGUAUUUCAAAACAACAUAAUACUUUUUUUUCCGUUUGUGAUAUCACUUUAAUUUUUCUUGGGUGGCUUAGAGACUAAGGGAGGAGAUAUCUGGCCUUCUUAAAACCUGAGAGGAGAAAACUGACCUUUUUCCCUUCUGUCUCUUUUUGCCAUGGCUAAUCCCUGCAUUUUCCAUUCAGGGAAAAGGGUGUGGUAAGCUUGGAAAUGGGACAGGUGCAGUCUCUGAAAUUGGGGCUUAUUUAGAACAUAGUUAUGUAAUUUUCAUUUAGUGGAAGAGAGGAGAGAGGACUUUUUAGCAGGCUUGUGCAUUGGCUGCCAUUGACUUUGUCUGAAGGAAGGAGCCAAGGAUACGGCUGGAGGAUUUCAAAAGGCCAGAGGAUUUGGCAGUGAGCCAUGAAGGCAGACAGUCAGUAGGAUGCUUAUAGUUCCUCACAGCAGAAUUCCUGUGAACUGUUUUUCUCAGUUGGAAGGAAACCCCUUCUCUCAGAGUUUCUCAAUUCUGGGCUUGGAAUUAGUGUUGAUGGUGGUAGUCUGGAAUUAGUGCCGUGUUAUACACAAAUAUCACGCAAGGAGGGAGUCUUUCACUUUCUGGUGAUGAACUUGAUGGUCUUUGUUGUCAUUAUAAUUAUAAUGCUGAAUAGUGACCUUGUGCUUGUUGUAGCUCCCUUUGAUCAAAGAAAUGUAGCUUUCAAGUAUAAACUUGAAAGUCUCCUUCUGAAUCCAGUGGUCAUUUUCAAUGAUCUUUGUCAAAUUGAAAAUAUUUUCAGUGAUGCUUGUCUCCCUAUACUCGUAAAUAAGCAAACAUGGCAGGCUUUGUUUUCUGGAACCCAGGAUUAAAAUCAACCCCCUCCCACUGCUUAAAAACAAAACAAAAGGACACCUGGGGGCAGAGAAGAGAGUCCACCUGAGCCCUGGCCCCAGUGGUUUGUUGCUUGCAUCCACCUUGCCUCUGCUCCUUGCUUGUCUCUAUCGGGUAUGGAACUCUUGCCAGGGGAGAAAGGAGGAAGCUCACUGCUGACAGUCUCUUUCUCUGACAGAACAGGGGCAUCGGCUUCCAGAGGCCAUCAUAGAAGAUACUCUUUUUCUUUCAGCUGCCAGUAAGUUUUACAGGAAUGACGUGGAGAAAAGAAGGCCUCCAGGUUACUUCAGUUGCUUUGCUGGUUGACUUGGGCUUGUUUUGUAUCAUUUUUUACCUUUCUUGCUCAAACCUUUCUGUUUGCCCAUCCCUCAGGCAUUCAGGAAAGUAUCUACUCACCCUCACUUUGUGGAGACCAAGGGUCCUCAGCCUUGAGCUUGCUGACUCUCAGGUGAUGGUGAAUUGGAUGACUUUCUCCUUUCAGCAGCAAAGGGCGGGGUUUAUGCACUCUGCAGACGGUUGCUGGGCAGGUUGCUGGGCAGGCUCACCGUCACCCAGACCCUUGCUCUGACUUCCUGGUUGGGCUCAUUGUAAUCGCCUUGCAAAGGGGAGGAAAAGUGAGUCACAGAGAGCUUACUAAAAGAAAGGAUAGAAAUCACAGGCUGUGACCUUAUUUAGAUAAUGGUCAAUAAAAACUUUAUGGUAGAUUUUUUUUUAACUUUCUUCCUCUCCUUAAAACAUAGGUCAUUAACAACGAUAUUAUUUGUUUUCUAAGCAGUAGGUGAGAUUUUUAACGUAGUUAGAGGUUUCUUCAUUGUCUAGAGGACACAAAAUGCCCUUCUGGUGUAUACUCAAAUUCAGGAUCCGUUGGUGCAUAGUGACAGCUUCCUGGACUGGAAUUAAAUCUAAUUUCAGGGAAAUGAAGAUGAAAUUUGAAGGUUACUUUUAGAAUUAAAUCACGGAUGCUGCUGCUGUUACAAAGUUUGAUAAAAAGAUCCAUAUUCGUGACGAAGGGUGGUGGGGAACACUAAGGGAGAGUAAAAUCACAUGAUACAUUGAAAUGACUUUUGUUGUUUCUUCCUAACUAAAACAAAACUGGCUUGGAAAGUCUUUGCUUUGGAGGUGUCAAAUAUUAGAACAGGCCGAACUGGACCGUUGGUCACAUGCGCAGGUAAGAAGGUCUCUUGAGGAAGCAGGGGCCGCGGGCAGGCAUGCUUUCCAUCAUCUAGGAGCCUCUGCUAUGGCUGACAGUAUGGAUAGCUCCUGUUGGUCUCCCUCUUUCUCUAGGGGUCCAUCUUCAGAUUGGAGUUGGAACAAUUUCAGAAUUGAUGUUCCCUUUCUGGACAGGUCUAUCCCCACUUUAAAGCUCUGAGAGAAGAUUUAUGGCAGGAACUGUUAAUGAAGCUUUAGCUGAAGCCAUAGUGGCAGGAAAGUUGAGGAACGAACUUAACCUUUAAGGAAAUCACCUUUUGAGGUUUUUUUUUCCCCCCCUAAAGCACUCCUUUAAACAAGCCAAAAAAAAGAAGCAAGAAAGAAAAGAAAACUCUUACACAAAUUAAGGAGAAAUGAUUACUAGUUAAAACUAGUCAUUUCCCCUCCUUCCCUCCCCCAUUCUCCUUUCUCCUGCCAAAGCGAAAUAUGGCCUCACAGCCCACACCAAACCAGUGCUCACACUGUCCUUGUCUCUGCGCCUGCCUGGGAGUCAGUCAGCUCUCAGGCCUGGCUGUGCGGGGCCAGCCAGCCCUUGCACACAGCCAAGAGUGCAGGGAGGGGCUGCCUCGGCAGCGGGCUGGCACUUGAAUUCCAGUACGUGGCUAAAACGUGGUGAAGGCGAGGGAAAAGGAUUUUUCCCAACUAAGAAACCACUUCUUUUUCUCCCUUCAGCGACAUAGAACUUAUACAACUACUCAUAUUUUUUAUGGGUUUUUUCUUUUUUAGCUCUUAAGAUGAAGGAAUAAAUUAAAUCGUUGUGAAAGGUCUUUUAGGAUCUAAAAAUAAAAUGACUUCUCCUGGCACAUACUUCAAAGCAAAGACUUUGUUGCCUGCUGCUUGUUGUCUAAUUUACAGGGAUAUUUAAUUUUGUAAGGUAUUUGUAUAUUUAUACAGCUGUAAUUAAUUGCACAUUGGACUGGAAAAGAAAAGAUGACCUAGCGUGUAGCACCUAUCGGUACUCUGCAUUCCCUUGUGCUGUGUCCACUCGGGUUCUCCCGGACAGUAUCAGGGCUUGUUCGUUUGUUUGACUUGGCUCCUUCAUUUUUCCUUUUGGUUCCCUUUUUAAAAUGUGACUGUUAACUUGCUCCUCUAAAAGAAAAAACUAAUUCUGCUGCUACUCUCAGAAGGUUUGCUGAAUGUAUUUUAAAUAGGACUCUAACUCGUACACACUGCAGCUGUCCACCGUGGCCAAUAAUGAUUCACCCAAGUGUGUGGCCCGACCGUUACUGUAUGUAGAAGGAAUGUGUUGAUUUGUGCUUCCUUAGUAAAUUGAAAUAUCAGCUGAGAGAUUAUCUGCUAUUGUUGUUCAAAAGGCCAUUUAUGAAAUUCAUAUUUGAGCCCCAUAAAAUCCUAGGAAAGCCUCUAAUCAUUUAAAGAAAGAAAUUAGAGUUGAUGCAAAUUUCAUGUUAAAAACUCACAGCCAAACGGCUAUGCUCAAGUGGAAAGUCUGAGCUGAGGGUCUCUUGCCAAACCCUGGCUGUUGUGUGUUGUUUUCAUGUCUUCAAGUUUUUUCAUGCUGCAUAUUCUGGCAUCAGUUCACCUAAGGAAUCCAUCAGCCCUCUCACAUUUAAGGAAUUGUCUUAGAUUUUGUGGCUCUAAAAUACUUGUCCUUGAAAUUUCAAGUCUCUUGUCACCAUCCUUGUGCACUACAACAAAACCCAUGAAGCAUAAGUGGCCUUUUUGAACCAAGACUUUGCAAACUGAUCUCUACCCAGCGGAGGAGUUGAGCACAUUAGCAACAAUGUACAUUAUUAAUUUCAGACUUUCAUUUUCAUGUUUUAUUAUGUAAAUAUCUGAUGUUUGGAGCUUGAGUAUACAGAAUGUAAAUAUAGUUCUUGUAUUUGUACUAAUUCUGGUUCUUUUGCUGUAUAGCCUUAGAUGUGCAAUGCAGACAUUAUCUAACUGUGUAUGGUAACCUUGCAUCACGGAGCUGUUGGUGAACGAGGUAAAAAUAAUAAAGGUGCAGCCAGUGCAUCAGAA